Molecule: messenger RNA, 1109 nt
Organism: Vitis riparia (riverbank grape)
Lineage: Eukaryota; Viridiplantae; Streptophyta; Magnoliopsida; Vitales; Vitaceae
Product: zinc finger protein ZAT5-like
Exons: 1
Coding region: 106-996 (296 amino acids)
Source: RefSeq, a predicted model, not a curated record
UAACACCACCCACUCUCCCACCUAGCUUCCUCCAUUGCCCUCUCGCUUUGCUUUCUUGCUGCCUUGUUUGUUUUGGAUACUCUUUUCUUCUUCCAUUUUUAUCUUAUGGAAGGCCCAGAAGAAUUCAUGGGCUCUAGCGAUCAUACGCCGAUUGUUAAGGGCAAGCGCACCAAGCGGCAACGGACGUUGUCCCCGUUUGGGGUGGUGGUCACAUCGAGCUCAUCCAGUGGUGGUGGCGGAGGGGGAGGUGGAGGUGGAGCUGGAGGUGGGGAUUAUUCUUCGAUUUCUUCUCCUACGUCCUCUGGUGAGGUUUUGGAGAGCACCGAGGAGGAGGAAGACAUGGCUAAUUGCUUAAUUCUCUUGGCCCAAGGCCUGGGUCCAAGGCAGAUUGAAGAGGGUGGUGCCGUGGAAAAGUUAAGCAGUCCAAGUUUCACGGAGAUGGCCACUACAACUGCCGGAAAGGCUGGUUUAUACGUCUAUGAGUGCAAGACAUGCAAUCGGACUUUCCCUUCUUUUCAAGCGCUGGGUGGGCAUAGAGCGAGUCACAAGAAGCCUAAGGCCGUGGUUGAAGAGAAGAAAGGGCCGGCCGCCACCGCCUCAUGGGACGAUGACUACUAUGAAGAAGGGCAAUUCAAUAAGAUUAGCCCUCCUCUCUCUCUCCAAAUAGGUAACAACAAAGCUUUACACAGUAGCAACAAGUCUAAGGUCCAUGAAUGUUCGAUAUGCGGGUCAGAAUUCUCCUCCGGCCAAGCCUUGGGAGGCCACAUGCGGCGACACAGGAGUAACACAAGCACUCGAAUCACCAUGAGUAUGGAAGCAGGCAAGAUGGAUUCCCACGAUCACCACAAGAAGGAGCCAAGGAACGUCCUACCGUUGGAUCUCAACCUUCCAGCCCCGGAGGACGAACUCCACCACCGGGACUCAAAGUUCCAGUUCACCUCCAACCAACAACACCUUGUCUUCUCGGCACCGGCCUUGGUGGACUGCCAUUACUAAGGGCAAACGAAGAAAACGAUGAUCAGAACCUGAUCAAUGUGAAUUAUUAUGAUUAUUUGAAUCCAUUAUUAUUAUUAUGAUUACUAUUAUAAUUCAUAAUUCAUAAUUAUCAA